Molecule: messenger RNA, 2186 nt
Organism: Gopherus flavomarginatus (Mexican gopher tortoise)
Lineage: Eukaryota; Metazoa; Chordata; Testudines; Testudinidae
Gene: DCTN4
Product: dynactin subunit 4
Exons: 14
Coding region: 51-1454 (467 amino acids)
Cellular component (GO): dynactin complex
Source: RefSeq, a predicted model, not a curated record
CAGAUCACGUGAGGGGGCCAGGCGGUGGCUGCUCGGCCCCGGCUCCCAAGAUGGCGUCGCUGCUGCAGUCGGAGCGGGUCUCGUACCUGGUGCGCGGCGAAAAGGAGAUCCGCGCGCCGCUCUCCCAGCUCUACUUCUGCCGCUACUGCAGCGAACUCCGCUCCCUGGAGUGCGUCUCCCACGAGGUGGACUCUCACUAUUGUCCCAGUUGCCUAGAAAAUAUGCCAUCAGCUGAAGCUAAGUUGAAGAAGAAUAGGUGUGCUAACUGUUUUGACUGCCCAUGCUGCAUGCACACACUUUCCACCAGGGCGACAAGCAUUCCUGCUCCACUUCCUGAUGACCCAGCCAAGACUACAAUGAAGAAAGCAUAUUACCUGGCCUGUGGAUUUUGCCGCUGGACUUCCAGAGACGUGGGCAUGGCAGAUAAGUCUGUUGCCAGUGGUGGUUGGCAGGAGCCGGAGAAUCCACAUACACAGAGGAUUAACAAACUGGUUGAGUAUUACCAGCAGCUGGCUCAGAAAGAGAAGAUUGAGCGGGACCGUAAGAAGUUGGUGCGACGCCGAAACUACAUGCCAUUGGCCUUUUCGCAACACACAAUACACGUAGUGGACAAAUACGGCCUUGGAACCAGACUCCAGCGUCAGAGGCCUGGGAUGUCCAUCAGUGCUCUUUCCGGACUCUCUCUGAAAGAAGGAGAGGACUUGAAGGAGAUAAAGAUUGAGCCCGCUGAUGCUGUAGAAGAAGUGGAACCUCUGCCUGAGGAUUAUUACACAAGACUAAUAAAUCUAACAGAGGUGACUACCCUGCACCAACGUCUUCUGCAGCCUGACUUCCAGCCAAUCUGUGCUUCCCAGCUCUACCCACGCCAUAAGCACCUUCUGAUCAAACGCUCACUGCGCUGUCGGAAAUGUGAACAUAAUCUGAGUAAACCAGAAUUCAAUCCAACAUCCAUCAAAUUCAAAAUCCAACUGGUUGCUGUCAACUACAUCCCUGAGGUGAGGAUCAUGUCCAUUCCCAACCUGCGCUACAUGAAGGAGAGCCAAGUUCUUCUGACUCUGACCAAUCCAGUGGAAAACCUCACCCAUGUCACACUGAUGGAGUGUGAGGAGGGAGACCCUGAUGACAUCAACAGUACUGCUAAGGUGGUGGUUCCUCCCAAGGAGCUAAUCCUAGCUGGCAAAGAUGCUGCAGCAGAAUAUGACGAGUUGGCAGAACCUCAGGAUUUUCAAGAUGACCCUGACAUUGUAGCCUUCAGAAAGGCCAACAAAGUGGGAGUUUUCAUCAAAGUUACUCCACAGAAAGAAGAGGGCGAAGUGUCCGUGAGCUUUAAGAUGAAGCAUGAGUUUAAAAAUCUCGCUGCUCCAAUCCGCCCCAGUGAGGAAGGUGAUCAGAGUUCUGAGGUCAUCUGGCUCACCCAUCAUGUGGAGCUCAGCCUUGGCCCACUGCUCCCAUAAUGGCUUCCAACAGCUGGAUCCAUCAAGACGGCCACGGGAUAGACUCUUUUGCCAUGACAGAAUGCAUCCUGUUGAAAUGAUUUGUGAAACCUCCUUUGUGAUGUGUACACGCACCACAAAUUCCUGCCAAGAAAUGAGGAGGAGGUUGCACGAGUUAGGGGGGAAGGUAACUGUGUUGUCGGAUGAUUUGUUCUGCUCUCUGUAAUGCCUACUGUGUGAAUCUGUGGCUUUCUCACAACACCACAUGCUUGUUUAAGUUACAGCACAACGUUCAGCUCAAAGGAGGCCAUCUCUAGACUUGUGUUAUCCCUUGCUGAAGUCACAUUAGCAUUACCAACAAAAAAACCCCCAAAUCCUUACGCUGGCUUUCCUCUUCUCCAUAUCAGUCCCAUAACGCCAAUAUUUAAAUACUCAACAAAAUAAAUCCUUUCUCUGGUAGAGCCUGCUGUUCGUGAGCAAACACUCCAGGGCUGUGGCCCUGUCUCCUCGGUUACAAUAGCUAUCUGUUGCAGCAGCAUGAUACACUCUUACUUGCUUCCCAUCCCCUAUUAGAAUCUCAUUAGUUUAAAAUUUUCUUUAGCCCAGGCACUCAAAGGUGUAACUCCUCCCCGCUUUAUGAAAAAGAAUGCUUCGCUCUCUACAGCUUGUUUGGGAGGCAAUGGAUCUUAACAAUUUAAUUGCUUCUUGUGUUGAAAUACAGUCUACUGUAGCUCUUGUGGGCUUGGCUUAUAA